Molecule: messenger RNA, 1092 nt
Organism: Prosopis cineraria
Lineage: Eukaryota; Viridiplantae; Streptophyta; Magnoliopsida; Fabales; Fabaceae
Product: membrane steroid-binding protein 1-like
Exons: 2
Coding region: 105-770 (221 amino acids)
Cellular component (GO): endomembrane system; membrane
Source: RefSeq, a predicted model, not a curated record
AAGAUGGAGCAAGUAUAACACGUUCAACUGCUCUCUCUUCGUCCUUGUCUUGGGCUGUUACUUGGUUCGUCUUCCCUCUCUACCUACCGACGCGCUGCGAAGCCAUGGCUCUGCAACUAUGGGAGACUCUGAGAGAAGCCAUAGUGGCUUACACUGGCCUCUCUCCGGCUACCUUCUUCACCGCGCUCGCUCUGCUCUUCGCCGCUUACUACGCCGUUUCGGGUCUGUUCGGGGCGUCGGAUCCUCCUCCAGGGCCGAGGAAUUUGGAGGAGCUGGUGCAGCCUCUGCCUCCGCCGGUUCAGGUCGGUGAAAUUACCGAGGAGGAACUCAGGGCGUACGAUGGCGCCGAUCCCAAGAAGCCUCUGCUCAUGGCUAUCAAGGGUCAGAUCUAUGAUGUGUCUCAGAGCAGGAUGUUUUAUGGACCAGGAGGACCUUACGCUCUGUUUGCUGGCAAAGAUGCUAGCAGGGCUUUAGCAAAGAUGUCUUUUGAAGAAAAAGAUCUGACUGGGGAUAUCUCUGGUCUUGGCGCAUUUGAGCUUGAAGCCUUGCAGGACUGGGAAUACAAGUUUAUGAGCAAGUACGUGAAGGUUGGAACUGUCAAAAGGUCUGUUCCUGCAACUGAAGCUGAAACAAAUGGUGAAUCGUCAGAAUCCACUCCUGGUGAUGGUGCCGAGGUGGCUGCCAAGCCUACCGGAGAUGGACCAUCGGAAAUUUCUACUGUAAAGAGCGAUGAAGCCCCUUCAAACAUCAAUGCAGGUAAAGAAGAAUAAAACAGUUGGAUUAAGUCGAGUUGCCAUUGCUACAGCCAUCUUGCUUGUCGUGUAAUCAAACUCUAGAGGAGCUGCUGAGAAGAAGACUCAAGAUUACCCUCUUGGCGAAUGUGUGUAUUUGAAAUCUUCAUACUGAUUUUCAUUUAGUAUAGGCCACUUGUUGUAAUGGGACGAAUGUUUGUUAGAUAAAUUAAAUAAUGAGUCUUGAGUGGUAAACCUCAGUUACGAGUUUCAGUCCUUUUUCUUUUGGGUUGUGUACCAUAGACAUGCGAAUGCUAUUUUAAAUGAAUAGAAUGAAAAAAAAAAUAGAAAUAUUUUUGCC